AAAUAAAUUAAUUUGUGUAUAAACAAGACCACACACGUAUCCAAAUAUAAAGGCAGACCAGACACCAAACAAAAAAGCGACCAGCUUCUCCUGCGUAGAAAAUUCCGGUCGGCGGGGGCGGAGACACGACGGAACCACCACCAUUCUCCGCCACGGCGCAGUCAGAGAAAAUGGGGGAAGAAACCCCUGGAAACGAGACAAUCUACCUUCAUGGCGACCUUGACUUGAAGAUCAUCGAAGCGCGGUGCCUUCCCAACAUGGACCUCCUGGUCGAGCGCCUCCGCUGCUUCCUCACCGCGUUCAAGUCCGUCCAGAAGCCCCUGACCACACACCGCCACCGCCACCGCCGUCGCCUCAUGCAGCACAGCAAGAUCAUCACCAGCGACCCCUAUGUCACCGUCUGCCUUGCUGGCGCCCGCGUCGCACGCACCCGUGUCAUAUCCAACUCCCAGAACCCCGUCUGGGACGAGCAUUUCAAGAUCCCUCUGGCACACCCUGUCUCACAGAUCGAGUUCGAGGUGAAGGACAACGACAUGUUCGGCGCGGACAGGAUCGGGGUAGCGAAGGUGGAGGCGAGGCGUAUUGCGUCGGGGGAGACCAUCGACGAGUGGAUCUCAUUGAUUGGGCCCCAAGGGCGGCCGUACAAGCCGGAGACGGCCAUGUGGCUGCAGAUCACGUUCACACCGUGCAGCUCGAACCCCGAGUACCAGCACGGCGUGACGGAGGAUAACGGGCUGCGGGAGAGCUACUUCCCGCAGCGGCACGGGGGGAAGGUGACGCUGUAUCAGGACGCGCACGUGCCAGACGGGAUGCUCCCGGAGAUCGAGGUGGAGGGCGGGCGGCAGUUCGAGCACGAAAAGUGCUGGGAGGACAUAUGCCACGCCAUCAUGGAGGCGCACCACAUUGCGUAUAUUGUGGGGUGGUCGAUAUACCACAAGGUGAGGCUCGUGAGGGAGGCGUCGCGGCCGCUCCCCCGCGGCGGCGAACUCACACUAGGGGAGCUCCUCAAGUAUAAGUCACAGGAAGGGGUGAGGGUGUUGCUCUUGGUUUGGGAUGAUAAGACUUCCCAUAGCAAGUUCUUCAUCAAUACUACAGGAGUAAUGGAAACUUAUGACGAAGAAACUCGCAAGUUUUUUAAGCACUCGUCUGUCACCUGCGUGCUCGCUCCUCGUUACGGCAGCAAUAAGCUUAGCAUUUUCAAACAGCAGGUUGUGGGAACAAUUUACACUCACCAUCAGAAAUGUGUGAUUGUGGACACUCAACACCACGGAAACAACCGGAAAAUCACUACAUUCAUCGGGGGUCUGGACCUCUGCGACGGCCGCUAUGACACACCUGAGCACCGACUCUAUCGUGAUCUCAAAACCGUGUUCCAUGGCGACUAUCAUAAUCCUACAUUCGGUCAAGGAACUAAGGGUCCAAGACAGCCGUGGCACGAUCUACACUGCAAGAUAGAAGGUCCCGCUGCUUACGACAUUCUCACCAAUUUUGAGCAGCGAUGGAAGAAAGCCACUAAAUGGAACAAGAUCGGUCAGAAGCUCAUGAGAUUUUCACGUUGGCACGAUGCUUUGAUCAAGAUCGACAAAAUCUCGUGGAUCAAUAGUCCUUCCACGAACGUCCCAAACGAUCAUCCUUUGUUGUGGGUUUACGAGGAGAACGAUCCUGAUAACUGGCAUGUUCAGAUUUUCCGGUCCAUAGAUUCAGGAUCACUCAAGGGAUUUCCGAAGAGUGUGUAUGCAGCAGAAAAGCAAAAUCUGGUUUGUGCUAAAAAUGUGGUGAUAGAUAAAAGCAUUCAAAUGGCUUAUAUCCAAGCAAUCAGAUCUGCACAACACUUCAUUUACAUUGAGAACACAAAAUAGUAGUACUAUAUAAAAGUGAAUGAAUUUAUGUAUAUUACUAAUAUAUUUUUGUUUAUGGAAGGGGCUGACAAUCUAAUCCCAAUGGAACUGGCAUUGAAAAUAGUAAGUAAAAUAAGGGCCAAGGAGAAGUUCAGAGUGUAUGUUGUUAUUCCAAUGUGGCCAGAGGGUGUGCCUAGUUCUGCUGCUGUUCAAGAAAUCCUUUACUGGCAGGCGCAGAUGAUGCAAAUGAUGUACGAACUAAUCGUUAAAGAAAUCAAGUCAGCUAAUCUCAAGAAUGCGCAUCCAACCGACUAUCUCAAUUUCUAUUGUCUGGGCAACCGCGAAGAGUAUCGGAAUAAAUCAUCGAAUGGGAGUAGCCAUGCCACUGCCUCAUCACAUCCAAAUGAAGCAAGCACGAGCACGGGGAAGGUAAAAUCAGGUCGGUUUAUGAUAUACGUGCAUGCCAAGGGAAUGAUAGUGGACGAUGAAUAUGUUAUAAUCGGUUCAGCCAACAUCAACCAACGCUCUAUGGCCGGUUCCAGAGACACAGAGAUCGCCAUGGGAGCCUACCAACCCCAUCACACCUGGGCCAAGAAACAGUACCAUCCACGCGGGCAGGUGUAUGGGUACAGAAUGUCACUGUGGGCGGAGCAUUUGGGGCAGAUCCAUCCUUGCUACAAGGACGCCAACGAGUUGGAGUGUGUCAACUAUGUUAACGCCGUUGCACAAGAGAACUGGAAGAGAUUCACAGCUGACAAGUUCACGGCCUUGCAAGGUCAUCUCCUCAAAUAUCCAGUGGAGAUCGAUGCUGAUGGGAAGGUCAAUUAUCUGCCAGGAUUCGAAUCCUUUCCCGACGUUGGUGGUAAGGUGUUAGGGGCUCCAACUAAUCUGCCUGAUGCUUUGACUACCUAGACUAGCUACAACU
Molecule: messenger RNA, 2763 nt
Organism: Salvia splendens (bonfire salvia)
Lineage: Eukaryota; Viridiplantae; Streptophyta; Magnoliopsida; Lamiales; Lamiaceae
Product: phospholipase D delta-like
Biological process (GO): phosphatidylcholine metabolic process; phospholipid catabolic process
Cellular component (GO): plasma membrane
Molecular function (GO): calcium ion binding; D-type glycerophospholipase activity
Source: RefSeq, a predicted model, not a curated record